Messenger RNA from Thalassophryne amazonica, 2617 nucleotides. RefSeq names its product drebrin 1 (gene dbn1). Bases 276 to 1937 code for a protein of 553 amino acids. The transcript has 15 exons. Gene Ontology annotation, biological process: postsynaptic actin cytoskeleton organization; regulation of actin filament polymerization; positive regulation of axon extension. Gene Ontology annotation, molecular function: actin filament binding. The record is from RefSeq and is a predicted model, not a curated record. Gene Ontology annotation, cellular component: site of polarized growth; dendrite; plasma membrane. NCBI's taxonomy places the organism in Eukaryota, Metazoa, Chordata, Actinopteri, Batrachoidiformes, Batrachoididae.
GGUGUCCUCGUGCCCCCUCCGUCUCCGUGGACUUCAUUCUGUGUCUCUCUCCAUCAGCAGCGGUCUGGAUGCUCGCACGGACACAAGCAUGGCUGUGAAUCUCGCCAAGAACAGACUGGGUCUGCUGACCGCCUACCAGGACGUCAUCGACGAAACCUCCGACACCGACUGGGCCUUGUAACACAUAUGAAGAUGACAGUAAUGAUUUGAUAUUGUCAGCAACCGGAGAUGGAGGCCUGGCAGAGAUCACGCUGACCUUUGACACUGGCAGGGUGAUGUACGGUUUCUGCAGCCUGAAGGAGCCCACCACCUCUGCCCUGCCACGAUACAUUCUCAUCAACUGGGUCGGCGAAGACGUGCCAGAUGCCAGGAAGUGUGCCUGUGCCAGCCAUGUUGCUAUGAUAGCAGACUUCUUCCAGGGAGUAGAAUUCAUCAUAAAUGCCAGCAGCCUGGACGACAUUGACCCUUCAGCAAUUGGACAGCGUCUGACCAAUGGAACAACUUUGAUGGCGAGUCCAGUGCUCAGCCGCCUGAAAUCCCGAGACGAAGAGCACAAAGACGUGGGAACGGUGUAUGAGAAAACCAAUGCCGAGGUGGAGAUGAAGAAAAUCAACAGGGAGGAGUUUUGGGAACAAGCCAAGCGUGAGGAGGAGUUGAGGAAGGAGGAGGAGAGGAGGAAGGCAGCAGAGGAGCGGCAGCGCUUUGAAGAGGAGCGAAUGGAGCUUGAGAAGAAGGAGCAGGAAAACCGAGAGAAGUUGUACCGUGAGAGGGAGCGGCAGAUCGAGGAGCACAGCAGGAAGAAGAUGCAGGAGGAAGAAGAGGCCAAAGAGAGGUUGCAGAACCAGAUCAACAUGGCAGCAGAGCUGAACAUUGAAGACCUCAACCUGGAAAAGAAAGAGAGUGAAGUAGAGGAGGCGAAGGCCAUCAUUGCUCAGCGGGAAGGAAACCCUCGAGAGUUCUUCAAACAGAAGGAGAGAGCCAUGACCAUCAGCGACGAUACUUCACCCGUCUCCAUCCACAGGACCGGCCGUUUGGACAGCCCCUUCUUGAGGCAGCAGCACUGUCCCAGCAGCCCAAGUCCAUACCCCCCACCUCGGGGCGCGUCACCCCUCCGCACCCCGCCCCAUGCACAGACGCAGCCCGCUGCAGUUGGAUCCAGUGACGAAGAUGUGACCACAGAGUGCAACGUGGCCAGCGUUUCACCAAUUCCCAAAAUAGUCACCACGCCCAUCAAAGAGGAUUUCAGCAAGGAGGAAGACUACAGAGACGAGUGUGAUUUGCCACCAAAGCAGGAGCAGAAAUCGCCGGUCCAGGAAUCGAUUCCUUGUAAACCUGUGCAGAGCGUCACCCCACAGGCCCAUGACUCCUCCAACUUCUCUGUGUGGGGGUCUGGGACAGACAGCCUAGUAGACCUCUGGGACACCAGCUCUGCUCCUCCUGCCAAUCCCUCCCACACCUCCCACUCCUCCAACCUGGUGGACCUGAUGGGCGAUGUUGCUGAUGAAGUCCCACCCAGUGCCGAGACCGCAGCCAGUAGUAACAGUGGGCGGGCCCAACCCCUGCUCAGUUUUGAUGAGAUGCUGGAUGGGGUCUGCUCCUCCGGCCCCACGGCCGACGAGGACCCCACAAGUCUUGUUGAUGUAACAGCAAGCUCUGACCAGAUGACCCUCAGCUACCAGCAUGCAUUGCAGCAUGCAUCUGCACAGCAGGAGCAGGACCUGGAAGAUGAGCAGCUGCUCAUGACAAACGGAGAGACGCUGCUGAAAGAAGGGACUCAGGCAAGUGAGGGUUAUUUCAGCCAAUCACAGGAAGAGGAGUUUGGCCAGACGGAAGAGUGCUCAGCUAAACCUGCACCGGUCUUUUAUAACAAGCCACCAGAGAUUGACAUCACAUGCUGGGACACGGACCCCGUGGUCGACGAAGACGACGAUGACUAGUCUCACGCUGCCACCGGACCAAGAGGAAGAAGUAGGCAACAUGCAUCGUAAAGAAACCGAUUUUUCUAAAAAACAAAAGCCAAACAAACAAACAAAAAAGUAAUAGUAAGUCUUGCAUCAAAGCAAUUUCUGCAUUAUCUUUUAGAGGAAGUGAAACCAGUAGCCACUGAAAACCUUACACAUGCUAACAGUUUGGAUAUGAGUUCUUUCUGUGUAUUUGUUCUUUUAUUUAUUUUUUGUUUUGUUUUGGGUUUUUUUUUUGUUUGUUCUUUUUUUUUUUUUUGCAAUGCAGAUGUAAUAGCUUGGAGCGGGGUCCCAUUGUUUGUGUACAUGACUUCAUGUUAACGUAGCGCACGGCUACAUAGACGAGGUGCAGCCCGCGCCUGCACGCUGUAGCGCUUUAAUAACAAACAUCUGAUGCCGUGUGUUGUCACUCUCUGUUCUUACCUCUUUUUCCAGCUGCUUUUUCUCUCUUUCUCUCUUUGCUCUGUUUUCCUACCUGCUUCCACAAAUAUUAUCCUCCACGCGGCGACUCUGCUCGGGUCAUGUGACUCCGUUUCGUUGUUCUGCAGUAUCUGAACUUGUUUCCUUAUUUUCGACACUGUUUGAAUUGUUGCUCUCCUUUGACCUUUUUUUAAACCCUUUUGUAAGAUUUCAAGAUUAAAUAACUUGUAAAUCUG